Molecule: messenger RNA, 1738 nt
Organism: Ipomoea nil (Japanese morning glory)
Lineage: Eukaryota; Viridiplantae; Streptophyta; Magnoliopsida; Solanales; Convolvulaceae
Product: cytochrome P450 89A2-like
Exons: 1
Coding region: 42-1550 (502 amino acids)
Cellular component (GO): membrane
Molecular function (GO): iron ion binding; heme binding; oxidoreductase activity, acting on paired donors, with incorporation or reduction of molecular oxygen, NAD(P)H as one donor, and incorporation of one atom of oxygen
Source: RefSeq, a predicted model, not a curated record
CCGACCAUAGCGAGAGAUUGAUAGUUACGUUUUAGACAAAAAUGGAAAAUUGGUUAUUCACACUCCUAUGCACCCUCUUUGUCGUCUUCUUCCUUAAAUCUCUCGUCGCGUUUUUCUUCUCCGGUAAGAGGCUCCCGCCGGGACCCUUUACCUUUCCAUUGAUCGGAAACUUCCUAUGGAUGCGACGCUCCUUCUUCCUGGAACCCAUUCUCCGGGACCUCAAAUCCAAGUACGGCCCUCUCAUCUCCCUCCGAGUCGGCUCUCGCCUCGCGAUAUUUAUCGCCAACCAUUCUCUCGCUCAUAAAGCUCUUGUCCAGAACGGCGCCGUUUUCUCCGACCGGCCGGUUUCGGCGCCGGCGACUAGGCUGCUGAAUUGUAAUCAGCGGAAUAUCAGCUCCGCCGCGUACGGCCCUACCUGGCGCCUCCUCCGCCGGAAUCUUACGUCGGAGAUUCUCCACCCUUCUCGGGUUAAGGCUUACUCGAACGCCCGGCAAUGGGUUCUCGGAGUUCUCGUCGGAAAACUCCGUAACGACGGCUCUGAGUCGGGUGUUAAGGUGAUUGAUCAUUUCCAGUACGCCAUGUUUUGCUUGCUGGUUUUGAUGUGCUUUGGGGAUAAGCUGGAAGAAGAGAAGAUUAGAAAAAUCGGGGAAAUACAGAGAAAAUUCAUUCUCAGUUUUCCCCGAUUUAAUAUCCUGAAUUUCUGGCCCAGUAUUGGAAAGAUUGUGUUCCGGAAACGCUGGAAAGAGUUGAAACAAGUCGCCCUUGAUCGGGAAAACACUCUAACCCCUUUCAUCAAAGCCAGAAUCGAGGCCAAAGAACGGGGAAACGAAAAAGAUUUAGUCUUGGCUUAUGUAGAUACACUGAUAAAGCUAGAGUUGCCGGAGGAGAAACGGAAGCUCAGCUAUGGCGAAAUGGUGGCCCUUUGCGGGGAAUUUCUCAACGCCGGCACGGAUACAACCUCCACCGCGCUGCAAUGGAUCAUGGCGAAUUUAGUGAAGCACCCAUCAAUUCAAGCAAAACUCUAUUCAGAAAUCCUGGGAGUGAUCGGAGCACCGCCGGAGGAGGGGGUGAAAGAGGAGGAUUUGCAAAGAAUGCCGUACUUAAAAGCGGUGGUUUUGGAAGGGCUGAGACGCCACCCUCCGGCGCAUUUCGUGCUGCCACACUCGGUGACCGAGGAAGUUGAACUCGAAGGCUAUGUAAUCCCCAAGAACGCAGUGAUUAAUUUCAUGGUGGCGGAUCUGGGAUGGGACCCGAAGGUGUGGGACGAUCCGAUGGAGUUUAAGCCCGAGAGAUUCUUUAGUGAAGAAGCAUUUGAUAUAACUGGAAGCAGAGAGAUCAAAAUGAUGCCUUUUGGUGCCGGGAGGAGAAUUUGCCCCGGCUUGGCUUUGGCUCUGCUGCAUUUAGAGUUCUUUGUGGCUAAUCUGGUUUGGUUUUUCGAAUGGAAGGGUGUUGAAGGAGAUGAUGUUGAUCUUGCAGAGAAGCAAGAGUUCACCUUUGUCAUGAAACAUCCUCUUCGGGCCCAUCUCAACCCGCGAAAUCAACUCGUUUGAAGCUGGUAACUCUGCUAUAUAACAGCUCGAAAAUCACUUUAGGCUGUUCAUAGUUGACUGGCUCAGAUCGAGAAGGUCAGGAUUCAGGAGCCAACUGUCUGACCAACUCGACUGGGGUUAUCCUGGCACCUGCAUCUACUUGUGUAGUUGUGCUAAUAGACAUAAAUAAAGUUUAAUUCUUGUUUCCU